Messenger RNA from Patella vulgata (common limpet), 2076 nucleotides. Its product is annotated as UPF0602 protein C4orf47 homolog. The transcript is spliced from 7 exons. Bases 277 to 1203 code for a protein of 308 amino acids. The record is from RefSeq and is a predicted model, not a curated record. Gene Ontology annotation, cellular component: centrosome. Lineage: Eukaryota; Metazoa; Mollusca; Gastropoda; Patellidae.
AUUAUGGCAACAAUAUGGAAGGCUAAAGCUUGUCAAUUUGUCAACUUGUUGUAGUUUAGAUUGUUUGUUUACGGUGUAUAACGGUUUUGUUUUUAGAUAUCAACUCAUUUACAGUUGUUUACUUACAGGUUGAUAACUUACCAACGGAACCUGAAGAUAUUCUUAAGGAUUUAUUUCUGAGUUCGGAGAAAAUCUUGUGUUAAUUUUCGCGUUGGGGGUGCAAGUUCUUGAUAAAUUGUUUAGCCUGAGUAACUGUUGUUGUAGCAAAACAGCAAGAUGGGUGACCGAAAAUCUGAUAUGGAGAGAGUUGGUCUGUUCCAAGAAAUGGGAUAUGUGACGAUUGGUGACAAAUACAAGGCCCCAGGAAUCAGUUUCAAUGAUGCCAGCUCAAAAGGUAGACAGAUGUUACCUGGUGGUGAGAAAAUCAAAUCAGCCUUACAAGGUGGAUAUUUUAGUGAUAAAUUUAACAGAGUAUUGGAAGGGGAAUCAUACAGUGAUCCUAUUAAGAUGAGAAGAGUUAAUAGAAUGGAUGAAUCAAAGAAAAAUAUAUCAAAAGCAUUUCUACCAAGUAAUGGUGAUAAGAAACCGUCUGGAUUAGGAAGUCAUUUUGGAACAUUUGGAGGAAAUGUGUCAGCUUUUAGUCCAGCAUCGGCUUCUGGAAAAGGAUAUAAAGCACCAGGAAAAAAUAUUCUCACAAACCCUGGAAAGAAAGGAACAGGUUUUGGCUAUAUUGGUGUAACACUCAGUGGGUAUCCACCAUAUAAAAGUGAAAACUAUGAUAGAGCUAGAGAAUUAUUAAAGAAAGAAAUUGAAAUUCAUCGAAAAUCUGUGAAAGGUGGCUCCUUUAAACUAAACAUGCAUCCACAAGCCUACUUUGAUCACAAUCCAUAUAAAUCUGAUAAAAAUCUUCCACCAUUACGUAAAGUUUCAUCUGCUGGGAAACGUGAUCUUAAACCAUUUAAACCAAGCUCUCCGGGUAAAAAGCCUGCUGGUGCCAAGAUUGGAACAUUUGAUCCAUAUCCAUCCCAUUCGUCUGAUGCAUACAACGUGAAAUAUAAACGACCAAUACAUGUGGUCAAUAAAAGUGGUAAAACAUUCUCCCCAUCACAGGGACCAAAAUCUACACCAUGUAAUUCUAUUAUUAACCAAAAUGUUAUAAGAACGAUCAAUAUACAAAACUUCAGAUCGAUGACAGUUGUUUAAUAGGCCUACUGCUAAAAAAUUUAAAAUAUUUAUAUUGAUAUUGAAAAAAACUUUUAAAUCAUCAAAAUCAUGAAGAUUCAUUUUUAUAUAUUCAUUUAUUUUUCUUUUAACAUAAGAAUAUAGCUUUAUAAUAUUACUGAAGAAAAUUAAUACCCGGUACUAAUAAUAAAAGGAAUAGACUAUCCUAUAUUAAGGCUUGCUAUUGAAGUUAUAAAGGAGCUUAAUAAAAAGAAUAACCAAGGCUAUGUUUAAUUAACUGAAGGUUAUAACAACGAAUGUAUGGAAUUUAUUGAAAAUGGAUUAAAAUUGUUGACUACAUGUAAGCAUGGGAGAUACUCAAUUUAAUGCUCUCAAAAAUUGUAACAAUCAAGAAAAUGUUGAUUUUGGGCUACAGCGCAUGUACUGUUUCAUACUAUCGAGCACCCCCAUCAUAUUAUUGCUUCAAGAUAUGUUGGUUCAGGGUGUCUGAAAUUAUUGGUAAAAAAACCCCCAAAAGAUGAAUUUCAAAUGGAUAUAUGCCUGUUUCAACAGACUGAUACAUGCAGUAAUUUUUAUUUUCACUUUACAGUAAUAUCUUAAAUGUCUUUAACAUAUGGUAAAUCAUAAUAAUAAUAGGAGAUACACAAUGUAAUUCAUAAUUCAUAAAGAGUUUUUAGCUUUCCCAUUAUUGUUCAAGCUGUGUAUUUUAUCUGGGGUUUUCAACUAUUAUGUUACUUUUGUGUUGUGUCACUUUUGUGAUGUAUUGUUACUUUUGUAAUAUAUUAUGUUGGUUGUGUAUAUGUAAAUAUAUAAUUGUUUUGUACAGAAAAUAUAUAAAUUUAUAUACACACAUCACUGGGAAUUAAUGUACAUUGCCAAUAUAAUUCAUUGUAA